This is a messenger RNA of Salvia splendens (bonfire salvia), 1640 nucleotides long. Its product is annotated as probable leucine-rich repeat receptor-like protein kinase At1g35710. The transcript is spliced from 4 exons. The record is from RefSeq and is a predicted model, not a curated record. The coding region runs from base 526 to 1365 and encodes 279 amino acids. Lineage: Eukaryota; Viridiplantae; Streptophyta; Magnoliopsida; Lamiales; Lamiaceae.
CUUGAGAAGACAAAAUACCUUCGCUUCAUUAACUUAUAUAUUACCCUCUAUCGACUUGCAACCAAUCCUCAUCAUCAACAAAACUAAAUUGCAAUUUAUUAACAACUUUAUGGAGACCAAUUUCUUAGUAUUAUCUCCUUUUCCACUCAUGCUUUUAACCGUCUUCUUCUCUCUCACCUCACCUCAUCUCAACCAAUCGAUUCAAAGAGUGAUCAAGAUGCUCUACUAGCUUUCAAAAGGUCCAUCACAAAUGGUGCCUUGAGCAACAACUGGCUCACCAACACCUCCGUCUGCGACUGGGCCGGCGUCUCGUGCAGCAGCAAACACAAGAGGGUCACAUCCAUCAACCUCACCGGCUUCGGACUCGAGGGAAACCUCACUCCACAUCUCGGAAACCUAACGUUUCUCCAGUCCUUGGACGUCAGCUCCAACAGUUUGACCGGCGUCUGAGCUGUCCAAACUGCAGCGUCUGCAGGAAAUAAAUGCGGCUUCCAACAACCUGAGUGGAGAGAUUCCGAGACAAACAUGUCAGUGUUGGUGGAGAUUAAUCUGAGCAAUGAUAAGCUGUCGGGCGGCCUCCCCGGCGAUAUGUGUAGUAAUACUCCCAAACUCAAGAGAUUGUUUCUCAGAGAGAAUCACAUUUAUGGGAAUAUUCCGAUGAGUAUAUACAAGUGUAGAGAGAUGGAGGAGCUGAGCUUGUCGACCAACCGCUUCAAUGGAAACAUACCAAUCGGAAUUGGGAAUUUGAGCAUGCUUACGCUUUUAUCUAUGUAUGAAAAUGAUCUCCAAGGAAAUAUUCCGUCUUCUAUCUUCAACAUUUCGUCGUUGGAAUCAAUGUACCUCUUCAGCAAUCGUCUGUCUGGAAACAUCCCCUCCAAGUUGAACAAUUUACCCAACCUCAAUCAGUUGCAACAUUACGACAACAACUUAGAAGGUCAUAUACCAAAGCAAAUUGGGAACCUCACUUCCCUACUAAACCUGGAUCUUGAUUCGAAUAAGUUGGCAGGUGAAUUGCUGGAAGAGCUUGGUAAUCUAGCAAAACUCGAGUCUCUAUUAGCAUCGUUCAACGAUUUCUUAUCUGGUUCCAUCCCAUCUUCCAUAUUCAACUUAUCAAACUUGAAGACACUCCACCUUCAACAGAAUCAAUUUUCCGGCACUCUUCCUUGGAACAUGGGGCUCUCGCUUGUCAGUCUCGAGGAGCUCACCGGACAAAUUCCAACCACUAUCACCAAUGCUUCUCAGCUUAGAGCCUUAGCAAUGGGGCGCCCUAUGGCGCGCCACGUCAGCAGUUUUAUCCUCCUACCUCCCCACCUGCAGUGGGGCGCCCUAAGGCGCGCCACAUCAUCAUUUUAUUGUUUUGUUUAAUUAAUUUAACUGUUUUCAAAUAACAAGUAACGAGUAAAUAAAAAAAGGUCUAAAUAACAAACGGCGAAGUUUUAAUAAAAAAAAGUUACAUCAUUGAACUAAUAAAAAAAAAAGUAAGUCGGACCAAUUCUCAACUUUCGACGCAGCUAAUCGAGUAACGCCCGGAGAUAUUCGGCUUCGUCGGGGUCGGUACACUUCUUGAGGGCCCUGUGCGUCUGCAACAUCGUCCUUGCCAUCGACGCUGUUGCUAACGACUCAAACGCGGUGGCCGUCUG